Molecule: messenger RNA, 327 nt
Organism: Penicillium digitatum Pd1
Lineage: Eukaryota; Fungi; Ascomycota; Eurotiomycetes; Eurotiales; Aspergillaceae
Source: RefSeq, a predicted model, not a curated record
AUGGCCGCAGACAAGCUCCCCUUCAAGCUGCUAGUUGUUAGCGGAAAUCACAAUUUGGCCAAUGAAAAUAAAGUCCAGCGUCUGUUUGACAGAGUCCGAGACCACGUUGUCUUCGCUGGAGUUCGCACCGGGUCCGCAUUGUCCCGUGCGUAUCCAUCUGCGGAUCUGUUUCUUCAUUGCUCUAUCACAGAAAAUUUUAGACUGGUGGUCCUCGAGGCCAUGACCAGUGGUAUCCCAAUAAUCGCGCGAGAUCAGGGCGGGCCCUGCGAUUUUGUGCUUCACGGACGGACUGCCUAUCUGAUUCUGCCGCGCGAUGGAGAGUGUUAA